This is a messenger RNA of Plasmodium berghei ANKA, 1260 nucleotides long. Its product is annotated as fam-a protein. The transcript has 6 exons. The record is from RefSeq and is a predicted model, not a curated record. Lineage: Eukaryota; Apicomplexa; Aconoidasida; Haemosporida; Plasmodiidae. Bases 1 to 1260 code for a protein of 419 amino acids.
AUGAAUAAAAGAAACAUUAAGGUAUUUUUUUUUUUUUUAAGCUUGUAUAUGUGUGCAAGCAAUAAAGCCUUUGCCAAUGAACCUUCUUUAGUCAAUUUUACUCCAAAAAAAGAUAUUCCAACAAAAGAUAUUCCAACAAAAGAUAUUCCAACAAAAGAUAUUCCAACAAAAGAUAUUCCAACAAAAGAUAUUCCAACAAAAGAUAUUCCAACAAAAGAUAUUCCAACAAAAGAUAUUCCAACAAAUAACCCUGUUCAAACCGAUAAAAAAAUAAACAAAUCCGUUUUAGUUAGAUUGGCUCAAAGAAUGUCAGCUAUAUUAAUAGUUAUUUUACGAGCAUUUGCUUGUAAACAAUCUAAACCCCAAAAGUCUGGUUUAGACAAACAUAUUAGAACAAAAAAUAUUGCAGAAAAUGCUACUCUAGGCAAGGCUACUACAGACAGUGUUAAUCCUGACAACGAUGAUAAAAAUGAUAUCAUUUCGAUCAGUGAUAGCUUCGAUGAAAUGUAUGAAAAUAAUAAGUACCUAUUAUGUAACGAUCCUGAAGAAACUAAAAAAGUGACAAAAUAUAUGAACGAAGCUGUAACUCUUUUACAGAAACAAAUUGAAACUACAGUUGGUUACCAAAAUCAUUUUAACUAUAAUAAUGCAGAUAUAUAUACUAAAAAACAAGACGAUGCGGACAUUGGAAAACUUAAUAUUACGAUUGAAAAUCCAGAUAAGUACGAUGAAAUAAAAAACAUGCUAUGGGACCCCAAUAACCCCCAAAAUAUCGAUCACAAAUUUCUUAAUGGACAGGUUGUUCGCGUAUAUAAUCCAAAUUUAAUGAUGAUACAACAAUGUUAUGUGAGUGCUUCCAAUUCAUCUGUAAUAUGUUUUCAUUAUUUAUUCAAAAGAGUUGAAAUAUCAAAAGACACAACUAUAAUAGUAUAUAUUUCAACAAAUAUGAGUGAUGUUAAUAAUAACAUAGAAAAAAAUAUACAUACACUCUUAGAAAUUGUAUAUUCAUUAAAACUUGGCUGUAAUUUUGAAGAAGAACUUAAGAACAAAUUUGUUAACUUAUCCGGAUAUACCAUUAAAAAAAAAGACACACACGUUGACGUUACCUAUUUCAACUCUAUUUUUGAUAGCCAUAUUUUAGCUCGACUUUAUGAUUUUAAAAGAAUUCGAUCAAAAAAUUAUGUACUUCUUAUGAACUUAAAAGGAAUUUUCUCCCAAAAAAAUAAAUGUAUUCCAAACAGUACCUUUUUAUUAUCAUAA